Aspergillus versicolor CBS 583.65 is the source of this 4839-nucleotide messenger RNA. RefSeq lists its product as uncharacterized. Gene Ontology annotation, molecular function: magnesium ion binding; holo-[acyl-carrier-protein] synthase activity; 3-oxoacyl-[acyl-carrier-protein] synthase activity. The record is from RefSeq and is a predicted model, not a curated record. Bases 1 to 4839 code for a protein of 1612 amino acids. Gene Ontology annotation, biological process: long-chain fatty acid biosynthetic process. Gene Ontology annotation, cellular component: fatty acid synthase complex. The transcript is spliced from 4 exons. NCBI's taxonomy places the organism in Eukaryota, Fungi, Ascomycota, Eurotiomycetes, Eurotiales, Aspergillaceae.
AUGACAAUUCGCACAAUGGAACAGGCGAUUGCCUACGAGCUGGUAAUAGAGCUUCUAGCGCAUCAGUUUGCAUUUCCAGUACAAUGGAUAGAAACACAGAAGAGUCUACUGAGAGACAGCCGACGUCUAGUGGAGCUUGGGCCGGCCAGGACACUCCUAGGAAUGGCCCAAAAGACAAUAAACAAUGACCUGGGAUCCAACGUGCAGUUCCUGGCCAGUACGCAGAACCUACCUGAGCUUCUCUAUGCCUAUGAUCAGACGCCCGACGAUUCCACUAUUGACGAGCCUGUAAUUGACACGCCGCAAACCAGCACUGCCCCGGAGCCUAGGACAAUUCCAGAGGCUGCCACCGUGCUGACAGUUCCAGAUGCGCCCUUGACUGCCCUACGGAUCAUCAGGGCGUUGAUUGCGCGUAAGCUCCGCAGGCCGGCAAGCGAAAUCGACCCGAGCCGAUCGAUCAAGGAUCUGUGUGGUGGCAAGUCGACACUACAGAACGAGCUGAUUGGUGACCUCGGACACGAAUUUCCAAACCUGCCAGAUCGUGCAGAAGAUGUCUCACUGGUGGAGCUGGAUGCUGCGCUGGGCGAGGUCUCACUGGGCCCGACCUCGACGGCCCUGCUGCAGCGACUCUUCAGUGCGAAGAUGCCGGCCCGCAUGACCAUCCCUGCAGCUCGUGCACGCAUGGCCGAUAUCUGGGGGCUUCCUUUGCACCGGCAAACUGGCGUCUUGGUGGAUGCCCUGGUAGCGGAGCCCCAGUCACGGCUGCCUUCGUUGGAGGAGGCCCAUGAGUACUGGGACUCUCUGACUGAGGCGUACGGUCAGUCUUUGGGUCUGUUUUUGCAUAAAGCAACCAAUCAUCAGCUUACAGAGCCUGCUAAUAUAAAUAAUGGAACUCCAAGUGGCGACUCUGCUGGGGCAAGGUCGCUCGCGCAGAGACAAUAUGAAGCUCUUCGCCAGUACCUCGCCAUUCCUGCGUUUGAAACAGAGCCGGGCGACUCUCUAGUGACAGAGCUGCAGAGGAAGCUGGACAGCUGGACUACUGAGUUCUCUGAUGAGUUUCUGACUCGUGUCUCGCCUCGCUUCGAUCGCCGCAAAACGCGCUGGUAUCGGGACUGGUGGAAUUCGGCUCGAAAGGAGCUGUUAAACUUAUGUCAGUGGGAUGAGACAUGGACCGAUGAGCUACGAGAUCGUUUCGUCCAGCGUGCAGACUCUACGCUUCUUCAAAUCGCACAGGCGCAUCCAGCUGCGAUAGGGCUUGUCCCUAUGCUCACAAAGGCCCUUCAUCUGCCUCCUGUCGUCCGCUUGGGGGCCCUAGUAGCGAAGGCACCCCACACAGUGGUGACGCCGGCUGGAGAAAUCAGAUGUGAGGAUACCACUCGGGAGACACCUGAUUUUGUAGGCUUCUUUACGCAAUGGAUACAGGCAAAUGUCAAAUCUGGUCUGGUCCAAUGCAACGGGACAGACCUCACCCCGCAAUUACUCGACAGCCUAACCUACGUCAGCCAAGAGGGAGUGACUUUCGCGGACCAGACAUAUCUUCUCACAGGGGCAAGUCCAGGCUCUAUCGCAUAUUGCGUCGCUCGUCGACUGCUGGCUGGGGGAGCCAAGGUCAUUAUAACGACCAGUCGUGAGCCUUCUGCUGCAGCUCCAUCCUUCAAGAAGCUGUAUGAUGAGUGCGGUAGCCGUGGGUCACAGCUCCAUCUUGUUCCCUUUAACCAGGCCAGCGUUUCGGAUUGCGAAAACUUGAUUGAGUACAUCUACGGCCAACUAGGGCUGGAACUAGAUGCUAUCCUACCCUUCGCCGCCACAAGCCAGGUGGGAGCAGAAAUUGACGGGCUGGAUGCCGGAAAUGAAGCGGCCUUCCGAAUGAUGCUUGUUAAUUUAUUACGCCUCCUCGGAUUUGUGGUAGCGCAAAAGCGACGCAGGAAUAUUCGCUGCCGGCCAACCCAGGUCAUCCUCGCACUGUCUCCUAACCAUGGCAUCCUGGGUGGUGACGGUCUAUACGCCGAGUCGAAACGCGGACUCGAGACUCUGCUACACCGAUUCCACUCGGAGUCCUGGGACGAAGAGCUUUCGAUAUGCGGCGUGAGUAUUGGCUGGACCCGAUCCACUGGACUGAUGAACAGUAACGAUAUUGUCGCCGAGACGGCGGAAAAGGAGGGCAACGUCUUGACAUUCUCUGGACAGGAAAUGGGUGACCUGAUUACUUUGCUCUUAACUCCGCAAUGGGUUACUCGCGGCGAGGAUGCGCCCCUUAUGGCAGACUUCUCUGGGAAUCUCGGGUAUUGGCGUGAUGCCUCUGUCCAUCUCGCUGCUGCCCGUGCAGACAUCCGCCAACGCGCCCAGAUUGCUCGAGCAAUUGCAGAUGAGGAUGAACGAGAGGAUAGAGGGCGAAACCCUACAAAGAAUGAAUCUAUACAGCCACGGGCUACCCUACGCGUUGGCUUCCCCACACUACCUCACUAUGAUACCGACCUCCGGCCCUUGCAGAGCACUAUCGAUCCAGAGCUCGUCCCAGCAGAUGCCGUCGUCGUCGUCGGGUUUGCUGAGCUGGGUCCAUGGGGAAGUGCACGCUUACGCUGGGAGAUGGAGUCCCAGGGCAAGCUCUCGCUAGCUGGAUACGUCGAAAUGGCAUGGCUCAUGAACCUCAUCCGCCAUGCCAACAGGCAAGGACGAAACGAUCAAUAUGUCGGAUGGGUCGAUGCGCAGACUGGGCAGUCAGUUGCAGAUUCUGACAUCCCACAGAAAUACGGGGCCAUUAUCCGGUCUAACGCAGGAAUACGGCCACUGCCCUCGGACACAAGAGAGGUCUUCCAGGAGAUCGUCUUGGAAGAGGAUCUGCCGCCAUUCGAGACAACAAGGGAAAACGCUGAAGCUCUGCGCCAGCGUCAUGGAAACAGUGUCAGACUGACUAGCCAGGGAAACGGGGAUACCUGUCAAGUUCAGUUGCAGCAAGGUGUCAGCAUCCGUAUUCCUAAAUCUAUCAUGGCUCCUCCAGUUGUCGCUGGUCAACUGCCAACCGGGUGGUCGCCAGAUAAAUACGGCAUACCGAGAGAGAUCGUACAGCAAGUUGACCCUGUUUCUCUCGUUCUGCUCUGCUGUAUUGCAGAGGCCUUUUAUAGUGCAGGCAUCUCCGAUCCUAUGGAGGUCUUUGAGCAUAUCCACCUCACGGAGCUGGGGAACUUUGUCGGCUCAUCAAUGGGAGGCGUCGUGAGCACGCGAGCACUCUAUCAUCAAGUUUCCCUUGACCAGGAUGUACCAUCUGACGCCCUCCAGGAGACAUAUCUUAACACUGCACCAGCUUGGGUGAACAUGUUGCUGCUGGGAGCUGCUGGUCCGAUCAAGACACCCGUAGGGGCAUGCGCCACAGCCCUGGAAUCGAUUGACUCUGCGGUUGAGUCCAUCCGCGCCGGCCAAACAAAGGUAUGUCUUGUCGGUGGGUAUGAUGAUCUUCAGCCGGAGGAGUCUGCCGGGUUCGCGCGAAUGAAAGCCACAGUAUCUGUCAAGGACGAGCAGGAGCGAGGCCGAGAGCCCUGGGAAAUGUCAAGACCUACAGCCGCCACUCGUGCGGGCUUCAUCGAGUCCCAGGGCUGCGGUGUGCAGUUGCUCUGUCGUGGAGACGUCGCCUUAUCCAUGGGUCUUCCAGUCUAUGGGAUUGUUGCUGGCAGUGGUAUGGCAUCGGAUGGCAUCAGUCGCUCGGUGCCUGCCCCCGGUCAAGGAAUCUCCAGCUUCGCACGGGAGAGCCCAACACAGCCUGCUCCGAUGCGUUUAGCACUCUCACGCUGGGGUCUGAGCAUUGACGAUCUCGCGUUCGCUUCCCUGCAUGGCACUUCAACCCCGGCAAACGAUAUAAACGAACCGUCCGUCAUCCAGCGCCAGAUGGACCAUCUCAACCGCACCGCUGGUCGCCCGCUAUGGGCAAUCUGCCAAAAGUCAAUCACGGGGCAUCCCAAGGCCCCCGCUGCUGCCUGGAUGCUGAAUGGGUGUCUCCAGGCGUUGGACUCUUGCUUGAUACCUGGCAACCGCAAUGCUGACGAUAUCGACCCUGCUCUAAGGGACUUUGACCAUUUGUGUUUUACUACGAAGACCAUUCAAACCAGAGGCGUCAAAGCAUUCUUGCUGAAUUCAUGUGGGUUUGGACAGAAAGAGGGACAGAUGGUUGGCGUCCAUCCCCGAUACUUCUUCGCACUCCUGACCCAACAUGAAUUCGAAGCAUACAAGUCUCGUAUGAAAAAACGCACCGCACGAGCUGAGAGCGCCUAUGUUCGUGCGUUGACAGCCGGCCAUAUUGUCCGUGUGCAGUCGCAGCCCCCGUUUGAUCCUGCGACGAUGCAUGCGAUACUCCUCAACCCGUCUCUGCGGAUUUGCCGGGAUGCAAAGAGCGGUUGCUACCAUGUCACGGAGGCUCCAUGUCUGUUUAGAGAUGGCCCUGAUGUAGUUCAUCACCGAAGGACGUCUUUAAUAACCAAGCCCUCUACAGUCGGCGCUGAUACAGUGACGCUCAGUAGCUUUGCUGCGCACGAGAAUACCAUCUUCAUCGAACGCAACUACACAGACCAAGAACAGCAAUCCUUGCAGAGCCAUCGAGACUUUCGCACGGCCGUCGCCAGCGGCUGGUGUGCUAAAGAAGCCGUGUUCAAGUGUUUACAAACCAUAUCCAAGGGGGCGGGGGCUGCGAUGAAAGAGAUUGAGAUCAUACGCUCACAGGGGGCGCCAUCAGUGGUGUUACACGGAGAUGCAUUGAAGGCAGCCCAGAAUGCCGGUCUCGAUAAUAUUCAACUGAGUUUGAGUUAUGGGGACGACUGCGUGGUGGCGGUUGCCCUGGGUGUCCGUCGGUAA